UCCUGAUAUGCACGGAUGCCUCUUUUGUUUAUACCUGAAUUUGUCUAGCUAAGAGUAGUACUGUUAUUUGAGUUGGAUUCCUCCUAACAUAGCUUUGAUCUUUUGCAGAUUUAAGAUGUGUACAUAGGUGUUGGGGUCUUGUCUACAGGUCCCCCCUCUAUUGAGAUAUAGUGGUUCAUUCUGGCGUAAUGUUGGAAGGUCAAUCUUGCCUGAUCUCGAGGUCUCUGCCCAGCUCCUGCGAGCAGGAAUCCAGAUUAGCUUAUAUGACUUACCAUCUCCUCGAGAUCACGAGGAGUAAGCGCCCAUCUGGGGUCCUGGCUAUUGAGCACGAGGGAAUUUCUGCUGCAGCAGUGCUGGCAAAAAGGCCCAAGUCUGAGGAUAAGCACGAUGGUGUGCCAUUGGACUGUCAAGGCAGUAAUCAGGGCUACUCUGAUUCAAGCACCCUGAUAAACUCUAUUGGCCGAGAUAACUCAAUCAAUUGCCUCGCCCGUUGCUCUCGGUCCGAUUAUGGCUCAAUUGCAUCACUCAACAGGAACUUCCGUUCCCUUGUCCGCGAGGGUGGACUGUACAAAGAACGGCGGAGGUUAGGUAUUGCUGAACACUGGGUAUAUUUCUCUUGCAAUGUGCAGGAGUGGGAGGCGUAUGACCCUUACCGUGCGCGGUGGAUGACGCUCCCAAGGAUGCCGCCUAACGAGUGUUUCAUGUGCUCUGACAAGGAGUCGUUAGCUGUGGGCACUGAACUUCUGGUGUUUGGCAAGGAAAUUCUUGCACAUAUUGUUCUUAGCUAUAGCAUUUUGACCAACUCAUGGUCAAGAGGUGUUGAAAUGAAUGCCCCUAGAUGUUUGUUUGGAUCAGCUAGUUUUGGGGAGAAGGCAAUUAUAGCUGGCGGCAUGGAUUCUCAAGGGCGCGUGCUUCGCACUGUUGAGCUGUACAACUCUGAGACUAGAAGGUGGAUAACACUUCCAAGCAUGAACAAGGCGAGGAGAAUGUGUUCUGGAGUCUACAUGGAUAACAAGUUUUAUGUUAUUGGUGGAAUGGCCAGUAACACGGAGGUACUGACCUGCGGAGAAGAGUAUGAUCUAGAUAAGGGUACCUGGAGGCUGAUAGAGAACAUGUCAGAGGGACUCAAUGGUGCAAGUGGUGCUCCUCCCCUUGUUGCUGUAGUAGAUAAUGAGUUGUAUGCAGCACAGUAUGCAGGAAAAUUAGUAAGAAAGUAUAAUAAGAGUGAUAACACAUGGACAACACUUGGAGAGCUACCAGAGCGUCCAGAAGCUGUCAAUGGCUGGGGUAUUGCAUUCAGGGGAUGUGGAGAGCGGCUCUUGGUGAUUGGUGGACCAAGAGUACUGGGUGGUGGGAUGAUUGAACUCCAUUCGUGGAUCCCGAGGGAUGGGCCCUUGCAAUGGAACAUGAUCGGAAGCAAACCUUCUGGCAACUUUGUGUAUAACUGUGCUGUCAUGGGGUGCUGAUUCUGGCGCUGCCCACCCGUCGAACAUACUGUCAACAAGAAAGAUUGUGAUAUUGGUUUCUCAAAUGGCUGGCAUAAAGCACUGAUUCUGCCUGAUUGGUAAUCUCUGCCUGUUUUUUCUUCUUCUCCUUUGGACAUUUCAGAUUUUACUCGAUGUUCAAUAGAGUAGCUGCUCCCGUGUGUUCGUUAACAGUUACUGUUCGGUCUCUUUUUUUCCGCACAUUUGAUUCGGAGCUGGGGAUCUGUACCUGGUCCAUAUACUCUGUCAAAAAUGAGAGUUCCCUGAGAUGGAUGCAUCUAGGUGACAAAUUGUAAUUGAUGUAGCCUUGCAUCUGUACAAUUGUAUUGGAUUCUGAAUGGUGUCAGCUUCAUAGUA
Lolium rigidum is the source of this 1841-nucleotide messenger RNA. RefSeq names its product F-box/kelch-repeat protein At1g74510-like. Gene Ontology annotation, cellular component: nucleus. The record is from RefSeq and is a predicted model, not a curated record. Bases 189 to 1466 code for a protein of 425 amino acids. Gene Ontology annotation, molecular function: protein binding. The transcript has a single exon. NCBI's taxonomy places the organism in Eukaryota, Viridiplantae, Streptophyta, Magnoliopsida, Poales, Poaceae.